AUGGAUACGCUUUUGGAUACGCUUUUUUCAAAAUGGAUACGCUUUUGGAUACGCUUUUGGAAGAAGCGUGGCAUUCAACUUGCGUCCAAUCAGGUUUCGUAUUCGCUAGUCCGCACCAUUCCUGCUGAAUCAGGUCUCAUCAAGCUGUGCCACGACCUUGGAAUUGCCAUCUUGGCUUAUUCACCAAUCGGUAUGGGCUUACUUACUGGUAAAUUUGGAGCCGAUGGUCCGUUCCCAAAGUCUCGCAAGCAGCGUUUUGAAAAGUUUGACAAGGAGCAGUUGCGUCAAUUGCUGGGUACAAUCAAACGGCUUGCUGAUAAAUACGAUCGCCAGUCUAGUGCAAUUGCAUUGAGCUGGUGUAUCGCAAAGGGAACUAUCCCACUUGCUGGUGCUCGUACCGCUGAGCAUGUGCGCCAGAACGAAGCAGCGCUUGGAUUCCUCUUGACUGCCGAUGAGAUUUCCGAGCUUGAUAAGUUUGCAUUCUUGGGUGAGAACAAGAAGGAGUGGAACCACGGAUAAAAUCAAGAAUAGCGCUGUUCAGCUGGAGAAAAUAAAG
Messenger RNA from Zychaea mexicana, 556 nucleotides. Its product is annotated as NADP-dependent oxidoreductase domain-containing protein. Gene Ontology annotation, cellular component: cytosol. The record is from RefSeq and is a predicted model, not a curated record. The transcript has 2 exons. NCBI's taxonomy places the organism in Eukaryota, Fungi, Mucoromycota, Mucoromycetes, Mucorales, Lichtheimiaceae. The coding region runs from base 1 to 519 and encodes 172 amino acids.